Messenger RNA from Pseudophryne corroboree (corroboree frog), 5274 nucleotides. It is a transcript of the gene INPP4A, whose product is annotated as inositol polyphosphate-4-phosphatase type I A. Bases 727 to 3642 code for a protein of 971 amino acids. Gene Ontology annotation, molecular function: phosphatidylinositol-3,4-bisphosphate 4-phosphatase activity. The transcript is spliced from 26 exons. Lineage: Eukaryota; Metazoa; Chordata; Amphibia; Anura; Myobatrachidae. The record is from RefSeq and is a predicted model, not a curated record. Gene Ontology annotation, cellular component: cytoplasm.
GUCAUCUCCAAGACCCGAUUCAGAAGCCACAGCAAUAUCCCUGGUCCAGUCUGCGGUGUGAAUGGGUUUCAUGCCGCUGUGACUCGGCUUCAAACCAGUGUUCAAUGACUCGGGAUUGUGGUAUAAAAGGGGUAUAUGGUGCUGAAUGGUCAUUUGUAGCCAAAAGGCGAGUAGGGAAAAUGGUAUGUGCUCAUCUUCCCAUUUUAGGUGAUGUGAGGCAUCGAUCUCUAUCUAUAUAGCUCUCUAUCUAUCUAUCAUCGUCAUCAUCAUCAUCAUCAUCUCCGUGUUGGGAGACAGGGCAGCCGCCUGCCCCAGUGUGUGCUGUGACCUCGCAGCUCUGCCUCUCAGUGAUACGUGCACCGGGACGCUGCUGCUGCACUGUCACUGAGCCGGGGGCGGGGCUAGUGACGUCAAGGGGGCGGAGCAGGAAUCUGUGUCUGGGCGAUUGCUGCUGCUGCUGCUGCUGCUGAGAGGACGCAUCAUCAACCUGCAAGGAGUGGCAGCCGCUUUCCUUCUGCAACAAGGCACCCUGACCCCCAGCUGCCGCCAGCACCCCGCAUGUCACAGGGGGGGAGCAAAGCAUUGGACGGAAAGGGGGCUAUACAAGUAAGUGAUAAAUGAGUGCCUAGCAGGAGGAAAUGUUACAGCACUGUGGAACUGGUGCCAAGAUGAACAAAGUCAUUAACAGAAAAAAUUGAACAGGUGCGUCACUCUCCCGAAACCCAGAUGACGACAAGACAGCGCAGUCCUCGUCAUGGGGCCAGACCUCACUCCACUAUCGAUGUUGCCUCUGAAAUGUUGGGUUUAUCAUUGGCGGGAAAUUUCCAUGACCCAGAUGAACCAAUAUUGGAGUUUAGUUUGGCAUGCAGUGAGCUGACCACUCGAUCACUGGAUCGGAAGCCAAACAGUUUUGUUGCUGUUAGUGUCACAACGCCACCUCAGGCUUUCUGGACAAAGUAUGCACAGACAGAGAUCAUAGAGGGAACAAGUAAUCCCAUAUUUCUUAGCAGCAUUGCCUUCUUCCAGGACUCGCUAAUAAAUCAGAUGACCCAGAUUAAGCUUUCUGUGUAUGAUGUCAAAGACAGAUCUCAGGGAACUAUGUAUUUGCUGGGCUCUGGAAAGUUUACUGUGAAGGAUGUGCUGCAGGAGAAAAGCCACAGAUUGCAUUUACCAUUGUGGUCUGCUGAGCAGGAGCGUGUGGGUAACAUCACUGUAAUAGGCUGGGAAAUGGAGGAGAAAGCUGACCAGCAUGUCCCUGUGACUAGAUCAUCAGAUACUGUUAAUGGGAGAACUGUACUUUCGGUCGAUGAAAGUUUAACAGAAUCUUUAGGAAUUCGUUCAAAAUAUGCAUCACUGCGAAAAGAUACACUACUGAAAUCAGUAUUUGGUGGUGUGAUCUGUCGCAUGUACCGCUAUCCUACAACAGACGGCAACCACCUGCGGAUACUGGAACAAAUGGCUGAGAGCGUCCUCUCAUUGCACAUUCCCAGACAGUUUGUAAAGCUCCUACUUGAAGAGGAUGCAGCAAGGGUGUGCGAGCUGGAAGAGCUGGGGGAGCUGUCUCCAUGCUGGGAGAAUCUUCGCAGACAGAUAGUAACUCAGUAUCAGACGAUCAUAUUAACAUACCAGGACAAUCUGACCAAUCUCCAUCAGUAUAAAGGUGUUUCUUUUAAAGCAAGCAGCCUAAAAAGCGAUAAAAAAUUAGAAUUUGUUCCUACCAAUUUACACAUUCAAAGAAUGAGGGUUCAAGAUGAAUCUACAUCAGAUCAGAACUACGAUAUAGUGACCAUAGGAGCACCAGCCGCCCAUUGUCAAGGUUUUAAAUCUGGGGGAUUGCGGAAAAUGUUACAAAAGUUUGAAGAUGCAAAGAAAAACAGUUAUGAGGAAUGUUGCACCACAGCGUGUCCCCAGUCAAUCGUCUACAUCCCACAGGAUAUUAUUCGAGCUAAGGAGAUCAUUGCCCACAUCAAUACUCUGAAGACACAAGUCAGUUAUUAUGCAGAGAGACUUUCCAGGGCAGCCAAGGACCGAUCGGCCAAUGGUAUUGAGAGAACACUCUCCAUUUUGGCAGAUAAGACAAGGCAGCUUAACACAGUCUGUAACUGCAAACUGUUAUCCAGCGCAAUACAUGGACUUAAUGCUGCUCGGCCUGACUACAUAGCUUCCAAAGCAUCUCCGACAUCAGGAGAGGUGGACCAAGUUAUGCUGAGGAAUGACCAGGAUACUCUAGUGGCACGAUGGACAGGGAGAAACAGCAGGUCGUCUCUUCAGGUUGAUUGGCAUGAAGAGGAAUGGGACAAAGUUUGGUCAAAUGUGGAAAAAAGCCUGGAGUGCAUUAUUCAGAGGGUAGACAAGCUGCUACAGAAGGACCGCUUGCAAAGCGACAGCUGUGAAGACGUCUUCCAAUGUGAGAUAAGCUGCUCCAGCAAGAAAGGUAAUCAGAGAAGGAGAGCAUUCUGGAUAAACCCUGGUGCCUCAGAUGAAGAGGUCAUAAUAUCAACCACAUCAUCUUCAUCAUCUCCUGCAUGCCAUCCUUCCCAGUUCACAAAUAGCAGCUCGAGUACAGAAGAUGCUGGACCAGGGGAAUGGAGCGAGGCCCUGUACCCCCUACUAAGUACUCUCACAGACUGCGUGGCCAUGAUGAGUGACAAAGCAAAAAAAGCCAUGGUGUUUCUGUUAAUGCAGGACAGCGCUCCCACUAUUGCGCUGUGCUUGAGUCUCCAGUAUCGCAGAGAUGUCGUCUUCUGUCAAACGUUAACGGCCCUGAUCUGCGGCUUUAUUAUUAAGCUGAGGAACUGCCUGAAUGACGAUGGGUUCCUGCGCCAGCUGUACACGAUUGGUCUACUGGCUCAGUUUGAAAGUCUGCUCAGCACGUAUGGAGAAGAGCUGGCCAUGCUGGAAGAUAUGAGUCUAGGAAUCAUGGAUCUGAGGAAUGUUACGUUCAAAGUUAUACAGGCCAUAUCAAACGUUUCAACAGACAUGCCAGUUAUAACAGGGAAUCGUGAUGGAUUUAAUGUUCGCAUUCCGUUACCGAGCGCCUUGUUUGAUGCCCUUCCCCGCGAGAUUCAGAGUGGAAUGCUGCUAAGGGUUCAGCCAGUUCUAUUCAACGUGGGAAUCAAUGAACAGCAGACGCUGGCAGAAAAGUUUGGCGAUACGUCAUUGCAAGAAGUCAUAAACGUUGAGAGCUUGGUGCGGCUUAAUUCCUAUUAUGAGCAGUUCAAAGAAGUCCUACCGGAAGAUUGUUUGCCACGGUCUCGGAGUCAGACAUGUCUUCCUGAACUGCUCAGGUUCCUUGGACAAAAUGUCCAUGCACGGAAAAACAAAAAUGUUGACAUCCUUUGGCAAGCAGCUGAGAUAUGUAGACGAUUGAAUGGCGUUCGAUUUACAAGCUGUAAAAGUGCCAAGGAUCGUACUGCCAUGUCAGUGACAUUGGAGCAAUGCCUUAUCCUACAACAUGAGCAUGGAAUGGCCCCACAGGUGUUCACACAAGCACUGGAGUGCAUGCGCAGUGAGGGCUGUCGCCGGGAAAACACCAUGAAGAAUGUGGGAUGCCGCAAAUAUGCAUUUAACAGUCUACAGCUGAAGGCAUUCCCAAAGCAUUACAGGCCUCCUGAAGGAACCUACGGAAAAGUGGAAACUUAGGUUAUACUGAAUGUUUCCCUACAGCAUCUGUAGAUAUUCAUACAUGUGUAAUAUAAGAUUUUCACUGUAUGGUUUAUGGAGACGGCCCCCAUAUGAAUGGAGCAUGCACCGGAAGAUGGUUUGUUACAGCGUUUUAGCGUGACUUCUCACUAACAAGGCCGUUUAUGAACUGAACACUUGAAUACAAACUUACUAGUGACCUCACAAAUGUGGUGAAGCAGGAUGAUCCUUAGGAGGUUGUACAUGGUUGUAGCAUUCCCUCGCUGAGGUCCCUCUGCUAAAGAUGCUAGAAAACCAUGGCAUGUUAGGCUGCAGUUGUCCAUAAUAAAAUAUAGGGAGUAAAACAAAUGUUUCAAUGUUUUAGGCACUUUGGGUUAAAAUAUAGGAAAUGUUGUGGCAUUUGUUUCCACAGCUCAUGAACAUGAAGUGCAUCAGGGUGCAGGUGGGUGCAUGGGUUGGGUUCGUUUAUCCUCAGUAAUCCUUAGUAAAAUAGCAACAGGUUCCAUUUCACGCGCUCCUCUUCACUCCUGUUCUGAUAUAAGACCAUUAAACUAAUUUGUAAUCGGCAUCAAAUGCUGUACAUGCUGAUCCUACAGUGAAACCUGCAGCUUGCCAUCAUGCUCAUUCAACCCUGCUUUAAAGAUGCUACAAACCCAAUUUUUUUUCAAUUAGAUUUCUCUACUAAAUUAUGGCUGAAUAGCACCUCUGUGUGUUCCCUUACAGAGCAGAGAACACAGGUCUUUUUCUUCCCUAUCUUUGCUGCAACACAGUCAGCCAGUUGCAAAGAAGACCCAGCAUUUGCAGAAUUAUUAGGGAUUAUUUGUCUAUAUGAAGAAAGUUUUAUUCAGUCCUAUUUUUAUCUUAAUGAAUUUAGUGAAGAAGUCAGUGGUUGUCUGUACUGGAUUCAUCACAGGGAUCAUUGAAAACGAAUGCUGUUCAUACAUUAUACAAUUGUGCAGUGUAUGCAUGUGUCCAUUCUCAAAUAUCGAUCGGUCAGACAUGGUGAAUCGUUCAGUAUGUACAUAUGAUGCAAUAUUUUUGCCAUUGCAUUGUGCAGUAUAUGUCCUGCCGUGGCCAACUGACGGACACCCCUGUUCCUUCACAUGGGAGAAACAGGGAAAUGUCUCCUCUUUUGUGAAGGACCCACAUAUCGCUGCCAUAUACACUGUGAUAUGUAUUGCCACCAUAGUCUGACAAGACACUUUUAUCUGAACAUGUAUUCCCAGCAAUUAGUAACCCUCCUCUAGCGCUAUCUGCCUGCAACAGAGCAUAGAGGCGAGAACAGUCAUUUCCUCAUUAACCUUUCCGAUAUAUACGUAUGCAAGUACCAUGAUGCCGAGAUCCCUAAGGCAGUUUUUAUCCCAUGGGUGGCAAAAGCUAUUCAUUUCUGCUCUGGCACAGAAUGGCAGUUGUGUCAUACGUAACAUGAAACCAUGUUACUGGCAGGUUGUCCGUCUCAGUCCUGCAUCGCUGCGCUUCAUCGCCUUAUGGUGCGUCCUUAUGAUCAGCUUGUCAGUGUUAAUGAGUGUCUAAUUUCCAUUAAUUAGGCCUGUUCCUAUUUGUUAUAUUUAAGCAGUACUGUUUAAUUUUAUACAACAAUAAUUUAUUAAAAUAAAGCACAUUACUAGUUAA